This is a messenger RNA of Blepharisma stoltei, 387 nucleotides long. The record is from the annotation of a GenBank genome assembly. NCBI's taxonomy places the organism in Eukaryota, Ciliophora, Heterotrichea, Heterotrichida, Blepharismidae.
AUGGCUGCAGUAUCAAGAACAUCAUUAUCAAAAGCUGAACAUGAUGAACUUUCUUGCGUUUUUGCAGCUUUAAUUCUCCAUGAUGAUGGAUUAGAAAUCACAGUACCAGUUAUUUAGGCUGACAAACUAUCUAAAAUCCUCACAACAUCUGGAAACCAAGUAGAAAAAUAUUGGCCUACUCUUUUUGCAAAUGCUUUAAAGGGACAAGACCUUGCAAGACUCUUAAGCAACUUGGGAGCUGGUGGAAGCGCACCUGCUGGAUCAGCUGCUCAAGCUGGAACUACAGCUGCUACAGAACAACCUAAACAAGAGGAAAAGAAAGAAGAGCCUGCUGAAGAAGAAGUCGUAGAAGGAGCUAUGGAUCUUUUUGGAGGUGAUGAAUGGUAA